GCGAUUUAGUUGAGCAACAUUCGUAACGGUUCUUUGGUUGGGCGUUUGCCACAGGGAAUGCCAACAGUACUACGAUGUUCUCUGUGCGCUUUCAAAUGUCUGUAUUUUUCAGAGGGACUGAAGAGUUGUUGUGGAUGUGAGGUAAUCAGUCACCUGCUUACGAAGAAUUUUGUAACUGUACGCGUUACACCGCCUCCUUUCAGCACCAUGGUUAGCUCCAUUAUUCAAUAGGGGGAAAUCUGAUGUAAAUGUCGGUUUCUUCUGGCUGUGAGCCAAUAAGUAGCCCGCGUUUUCUGUCUCUAAACAGCAUACAUUUGGAGGUGCACGCCAAUCAAGCACAAGGUUCAAAAGUCAGAUUUCAAAACUGGUACCCACUGCUGCUGUACGGAGACUACUAAUCGUAAACCAUAUUAUUAUAGUUAUGCUUCACGUUUUGUGCUAACUACAUUUGAAGCAAUGACGAGAAAAGCUGGCGAACACAGUCAUUAAGUUCACUUCGGAAUGAAACAUAACGCAGUUUUAGUUUUUUUCCCCCUUAUGUAUGGAUCCAAGGGAAACGAUUCUGGCAACCAUUCGGUAAUUUUGCGUAGCACAUUUUAGAAACUAAGCCGUAAUCUGUGUAUUGUUCUUUGAGCCAAGAUGAUAAUGAGAUACAAAGAGUAUCCCCCAUGGAAGACCACUCAGAGUCCCAGCUCGACUAUGUCCUUGGCUUUCUGUGGUAGUGAAAAUAACUCAUCUGCAUACAACGUUGAUCAAGGAGUUCUUAAUAACGGCUGCUUUGUGGAUGCUCUCAAUGUGGUUCCGCAUGUCUUUCUGCUCUUCAUAACAUUUCCUAUAUUAUUUAUUGGAUGGGGAAGUCAAAGUUCCAAAGUUCAUAUACAUCACAGCACAUGGUUACACUUCCCAGGGCAUAACUUACGCUGGAUCUUGACUUUUAUUCUGUUGUUUGUGCUGGUGUGUGAAAUAGCAGAGGGCAUUGUGUCAGAUGGGUUCACCGAUUCUCGACAUCUCCAUCUGUAUAUGCCUGCUGGGAUGGCAUUUAUGGCAGCUAUCACAUCUGUUGUCUAUUAUCAUAAUAUUGAAACAUCCAACUUUCCCAAACUUCUGCUAGCUUUGCUGAUAUACUGGAGUUUGGCAUUCAUAACGAAAACCAUAAAAUUUGCCAAGUUCUGUGAACAUGGUAUUGGACUAAGCCAGCUACGGUUUUGUAUAACAGGACUGCUUGCCAUGUUGUAUGGAAUGCUACUGGCUGUAGAAAUCAAUGUCAUCAGAGUGCGACGUUACAUUUGUUCAAAUGAUCCUAGAGAAGUAAAACCACCAGAGGACCUGCAGGAUCUAGGAGUCCGGUUUCUGCAACCUUUUGUCAAUCUCCUAUCGAAAGGGACUUAUUGGUGGAUGAACAGAUUUAUAACUACAGCACAUAAAAGGCCAAUUGACUUGAAAACUAUAGGAAAAUUACCAAUUGCAAUGAGGGCUAUCACAAACUACAACCGUAUGAAGGCAGCCUUUGAAGCACAAAAGCAGACCUUGAGAUCCCCAAAUCCCCAAGGUUCUAAAGCCAUUUGGUGUACUCUCCGUCAUGCCUUUGGAAGCCCCAUACUUCUUAGCAGCACGUUUCGAUGUCUUGCAGAUCUACUUGGAUUUGCAGGACCAUUAUGCAUCUCUGGAAUUGUGCAUCAUCUUAGUAAUGAAAAUAAGACAUUCCAACCCCAGGUAAAAUUGUUGGGUGUUUAUUUCAUUUCUUCCCAAGAGUUCCUAGCCAAUGCAUAUGUUUUAGCUGUUCUCCUGUUUUUUGCACUACUUCUUCAACGAACAUUUCUUCAGGCGUCAUAUUAUAUUGCCAUUGAAACUGGGAUCAACCUAAGAGGUGCAAUACAGGCAAAAAUUUAUAAUAAGAUUAUGCGCUUAUCAACUUCCAAUAUGUCCAUGGGAGAAAUGUCAGCAGGCCAGAUCUGUAAUUUGGUUGCCAUAGAUACAAACCAACUAAUGUGGUUUUUCUUCCUGUGUCCUAACUUAUGGGCAAUGCCAAUGCAAAUUAUUGUUGGAGUAAUCCUUCUGUACUACCUCCUUGGAAUCAGUGCCUUAAUCGGUGCAACUGUGAUUACAGUACUCGCACCUGUCCAGUACUUUGUAGCUACUAAACUUUCACAGACACAAAGAAGCACUUUAGAAUAUUCAAAUGAGCGACUGAAAAAGACCAAUGAAAUGCUGCGAGGGAUCAAACUUCUUAAACUUUAUGCAUGGGAACACAUUUUUCAUGGCAUCAUGGAAGAGACAAGACAAAAAGAAAUGACAAGCCUCAAAGCUUUUGCAUUGUACACCUCCAUAUCCAUCUUCAUGAAUGCAGCUAUACCUAUUGCAGCUGUUCUCACAACAUUUGUGGUUCAUGCUUACCUAUCACAGGAUUCUGGCUUUUCACCAGCAGUGGCCUUUGCCUCCCUUUCCUUGUUUCACAUCUUAGUCACACCACUGUUUCUUCUAUCCAGUGUUGUCCGAUCUACUGUCAAAGCUCUGGUCAGCGUGCAAAAACUGAGUGAAUUUUUCUCCAGUGAAGAAAUUGGAGAAGAGCGUGACAAGUGUCAGCUGCCAGUUAAUAUCGACAAUCAUAGUAAAUAUCAAGCUGUUCCACUAAAAGUUGUUAACCGUAAGCGGCCUCCACGUGAGGAAUGGAAUCAUUACAACUCUCUGCCUGGGAGACAGGUUAACAUCACAGAAGGAGAGGAGUAUUGUAUAAAGAUUCGAAAUGGGUACUUUACUUGGACACCUGAUGGAGCUCCUACUUUAUCAAACAUUGACAUCAAGAUCCCGCACGGUCAGCUGACUAUGAUUGUAGGACAAGUUGGCUGUGGAAAGUCAUCACUCCUUUUAGCUGCACUAGGAGAAAUGCAAAAAAUUUCAGGGAAUAUCUACUGGAACAGCAUGUCUGACACUGAACUAGGAGAAGAUCUCAGCAGCACAGAGACCGAGACAGCCAUUGAUGCAGACAUUAGUCAGGUGCGAGGAUCAGUGGCCUAUGCUGCUCAAAAACCAUGGCUAUUGAAUGACACCAUGGAGAAAAACAUCACAUUUGAAAGUGCCUACAACAAGCAAAGGUACAAGACAGUCAUUGAUGCCUGUUCUCUUCAGCCUGAUAUAGACAUUCUUCCACAUGGAGACCAAACUCAGAUUGGAGAGAGGGGUGUAAAUCUCUCUGGAGGACAGCGUCAGCGUAUAAGUGUAGCAAGAGCACUUUAUCAACAGGCUAACAUGGUUUUCCUGGAUGACCCCUUUUCUGCUCUUGAUAUUCACUUAAGUGAUCACCUCUUGCAAGAAGGGAUCCUGAAAAUACUCAGAGAAGAGAAGCGGACUACAGUUCUUGUCACCCACAAACUACAGUACUUGCCACAUGCAGACUGGAUUAUUGCUAUGAAGGAUGGAACCAUUCAAAGGGAAGGAACACUUAAGGACAUUCAAAAAUCUGAGCCUGAACUGUUUGAGCAGUGGAAAACACUAAUGAAUAGACAAGAUCAGAGGCUAGAAAAGGAAACAGUCACAGAAAGCAAAACUGCAUUAGAAAGGAAGAAUCUUCGAAGGGCCAUGUAUUCGAGGGAGGCUCUUUCGAGAGCUGAUGAAGAAGAAGACUCCAUUGAAAGUGAUGAUGAGGAUAGCUUAUCCAUGGUCCUGCAUCAAAGAGCUAAAAUGCCCUGGCAAGCCUGUUGCAAGUAUCUAAGCUCUGCAGGGAUUCUUCUUUUGCCACUGCUAGUCCUUUCACAACUCCUAAAGCAUUCUGUAAUGGUGGCUAUUGACUACUGGUUGGCAAAGUGGACAUCAGAUGCAAUAUCACUGAAGAUAGAGGCUGAGAGAAACAACUGUUCCCAGAGCCAGGAGUGCGGCUUUAACCAUUCAUCCUACUCUAUGGUGUUCAGUAUUUUGUGUUCCCUGGGAAUUCUCUUCUGCCUGGCUACAUCAAUUGCUGUGGAGUGGACUGGCCUUAGGGUGGCAAAAAAGCUACAUCAGAAUUUGCUCAACAGGAUCAUAUUGGCGCCAAUGAGGUUUUUUGAAACCACACCAUUAGGAAGCAUCCUGAACAGAUUCUCAGCUGAUUUAAACACGGUUGACCAGCACAUACCAGCAACACUGGAGUGUCUCAGUCGAUCAACUCUUCUGUGUGUGUCUGCUUUGGCUGUAAUCUCCUAUGUAACUCCAGUAUUUUUAAUAUCACUUGUUCCCCUCGCAGUAGCCUGUUACUUCAUCCAGAAAUACUUCAGAGUGGCAUCAAGGGAUCUUCAGCAGUUAGAUGACAGUACCCAGCUUCCACUGCUGUCACAUUUCUCUGAAACUGUAGAGGGUCUAACCACAAUCCGAGCAUUCAGGUAUGAAGCUCGGUUUAGAAGAAAACUGCUUGAAUACACAGAUUCCAAUAACAUUGCAUCUCUUUUCCUAACAGCUGCAAACCGGUGGCUAGAAGUUCGAAUGGAAUAUAUUGGAGCCUGUGUGGUUCUUAUUGCGGCAGUGGCCUCUAUAACAUAUUCUCUGUAUAAUCGCCUGUCUUCAGGGCUUGUAGGUUUAGGCCUCACGUAUGCUCUUAUGAUCUCCAAUUAUCUAAACUGGAUGGUCCGUAGUUUGGCAGACAUGGAAGUGCAGCUGGGAGCAGUGAAAAGGAUAAAUGGUCUUCUUAAGACUGAAGUGGAAAAUUACGAAGGGCUUCUUUCUCCCUCACAGAUUCCUCCAGGAUGGCCUGACCAGGGUGAGAUCAAAAUACAAAACCUGAGUGUGCGUUAUGACAGUUCACUGAAGGCAGUACUGAAGCAUGUCAAUGCCCAUAUUAGUCCAGGUCAAAAGGUGGGAAUCUGUGGAAGAACUGGCAGUGGAAAAUCAUCAUUUUCUUUGGCAUUUUUUAGAAUGGUCGAUACCUUUGAAGGAAGAAUUAUAAUUGAUGGAAUAGACAUUGCAAAACUUCCCUUGCAGACAUUAAGGUCCAGACUAUCAAUCAUUCUUCAAGACCCCAUACUAUUCAGUGGCACAAUCAGGUUUAAUUUGGAUCCUGAAGGAAAGUGCACAGAUGGUAUGCUAUGGGAGGCAUUGGAAAUAGCACAGCUAAAACAUGUGGUUAAAGCUCUACCUGGAGGUUUAGAUGCCAUGGUAACUGAAGGAGGAGAAAACUUCAGUCUGGGACAACGCCAACUGUUUUGUUUAGCAAGAGCAUUUGUGCGGAAGAGCAGCAUUUUAAUCAUGGAUGAAGCUACGGCAUCUAUUGACAUGGCCACAGAAAAUAUUUUGCAAAAAGUGGUAAUGACAGCAUUUGCAGAUCGCACUGUGGUAACUAUAGCACAUCGUGUUCAUACCAUACUGAAUGCAGACCUGGUCAUAGUAAUGAAAAGAGGUAUCAUUCUGGAAUACGACAAACCAGAAGUCCUGCUGGAACAAGAAGACAGUGUUUUUGCCUCUUUUGUAAAAGCAGAUAAAUAGUAUUUAAAACAUACAGUUGCAGUACAGAUAACUGCCAAUUAGUUUUCUAAUUAUGUAUAUUUGUAAAUAAAACAGAUCAUUUCAUAAAAAAUGAGCCAUUCAAGUGGCAUGUUUUCAAAAUAAUACCAGAAAUUUUUAUUUUUUUUUAAUAAUGCUACAGAAACUUAACCUGCUUACCCCUCUUAAUAUUUAUCUUGCUGCGGUCAUAUCUAGUAACAAAAACUUUUCAAUAGCACAAUCGUGACUCAAAGGACAAGACCUGAGACUCAGAAAGACUUACUCUGCCACAGAAGCCUUUACCCUUAAGGGUUCCACAGUGCUGUAAGCUCUAGAAACUCACAGACUGCUCUCCCACUGCAACUUUAUGCUUGUUAGCACUGGCCACAGCACAGACAGCAGUCUCACUGGUGAAGCCACAUGCAAAUGCAGCAAUCCUGGGAUGUGGCUGAUUCUAAUUAGCGAUGUUAUCUUCCCCUGAAAUGGCUCUGGCAUUGGAAAAACAUGGUAAAGUUAUUUAUUUCUUUAUUUUCAAUAAAGAGGAAAAAGAGCAUGCUAUGAAAAGAAAACAUAUACCUCUUCAUUACCUCGGGACUUUCUUGCCCCAACCUAAGAAACUGAAGUAGAGGCAACUAUGUACAUAUGUACAGGUCAUAAACAAGAGGAGGAAAAAUAUGAAUCUACCUCAGCCAAACAAGAAUAAAAAGAAGAAAGGAUGGUGGACAGUAAUACUGCUACAAUAAUCAGUUGCAAAUAUACUGGUAUGGUAAGUUCUUACACCAAUCUACCGAUUACUGCUUGGAUCAUUGUUGCAAUAUUAUUAACUUAUGGGGGACUCCAUAUCUGUCGAAGGUGAAAGAGAGGAGGUAUGGUGAGCUGAGUUAUGAUCCAAAAGACCUUGAAGGAUGCACCUUGUGUACCCCACUCUAGUGCUAGAAGAUAAAUCUUGUAAUGUUCAAGGAAAGUGUCAGCAGAAUACUAAGUAGCUGCCUUCAGAUAGAUCUAUAAUCCAUACCUUUGAAUACAGCUCCAGAAAUGGGAAAUGAAAAAGGGGGGGAUAGCCAUCAAUGCUUGCAUAUCUGACACUCUUUUUAGCAGAAGUCAAACCUUCCAGUAAUACUGCUUUGUAGGUGCAAAAAGCUAAGCUUUUCCAGGACAUAGGUCAGAUCCCAAGAAGGGGGUAGCUGUCCUUGGUGGUGUAAUAUGUAAGAUGCCUUUCAAAAACUGACCUCAAAUAAAAAAGAAGGAGAUGGAUCUAGAGGCAGAAACACAGAAAUGGCUGACAGAUGUGCUCAGAUAGAAGAAAAUGCCAGCCCAGUAUUGAGCAGCUAACACAAAUAAGCAAGAAUAUUAGAAAUACCCAGUUGAUAAGGGUACUAAGU
Protopterus annectens (West African lungfish) is the source of this 6827-nucleotide messenger RNA. RefSeq names its product ATP binding cassette subfamily C member 8 (gene ABCC8). Gene Ontology annotation, biological process: transmembrane transport; potassium ion transport. Gene Ontology annotation, molecular function: sulfonylurea receptor activity; ABC-type transporter activity; ATP binding. NCBI's taxonomy places the organism in Eukaryota, Metazoa, Chordata, Ceratodontiformes, Protopteridae. The transcript has 41 exons. Gene Ontology annotation, cellular component: membrane. Bases 640 to 5448 code for a protein of 1602 amino acids. The record is from RefSeq and is a predicted model, not a curated record.